AUUACAUGUUACAUCUACUAACUUUAUAUAGUAACAGUCACCGUAUUAAUCAUACAACACAAAAUCGUUAAGAACCACAGCGAAGCAUGUAAAUAAUAAUGUAACAACAGCCUGUUAUAUGAUUUUAUACAUAUAAAAAUAAAAUAAAAAUAGCAAAGGGAAGAGUAAAGAGGGAAUAUCAUAUCAAUGGCCGCCACACACAAUUCCCAAUUCUUUGACCAGCACUUGACUUUUCUUCCCAACACUAUUUUACUCAAACUCACCUGUUACCAUCCCACCUUCUUCAUUUCUUAAUCACAUGUGAUUAGCUUUGUUUUUACACAAAGGAAACCUAAUUUACUGCUCCUCACAUUGAGGGUUUUCUUCCUCCUUCCUCCCCAAAUCUCUCUCCAUGAUCGAUGUUUCAUAGCUCUGCAAUAUACUACCCCAUCUCUCUCCUUUCGAUUGAGGAUUCUUCUCACCAUUUGUAUAGAUCGUGGGUUUGAGCUCUGUCGGCGAUAUCUAAGCUUUGGCGCAAGACCUAUGCUUGAAAAACGUACUUGAGCUACAACUUCUUCGUUUCACUAAGCGUUUUUGCGAACUGAAGCAUCAUGGCACUUCGUCUUCCAGCUUCUAAAGCAGCAGAAGUGGCGAUAGGAUCGAUUGGCUGCGGUUAUGAUUUAGCUAUCGAUGUGCGGUUGAAAUAUUGCAAAGGAGGUUCAAAAGAAUCGCGGUUGCUUGACAUCAAAGACGGCGAUGACAGUUGCGAGAUUGUGUUACCUGGCGGAAUCUCAAUCCCUAAUGUUUCGAAGUGCAUCAAAUGCGACAAAGGGGAGCGCAUGCGGUUUAGGUCUGAUGUUCUCUCUUUCCAACAGAUGGCAGAGCAGUUCAACCAGGAACUAUCUUUGGCUGGUAAAAUCCCUUCGGGUCUCUUCAAUGCCAUGUUCGAAUUCUCGAGCUGUUGGCAGAAAGAUGCAGCCUACACGAAAAACCUUGCCUUUGAUGGGAUUUUUAUCUCGUUUUACACGGUUGCUUUGGACAAAUCUCAAAUGUUACUCCGCGAGCAUGUAAAGCAGGCCGUCCCUUCAUCAUGGGACCCUGCUGCAUUGGCAAGGUUUAUAGAUAUUUAUGGGACGCAUAUAAUAGUUGGUGUUAAGAUGGGAGGGAAAGAUGUGAUUUAUGCGAAACAGCAACACUCCUCGAAGCUUCAACCUGAUGAACUGCAGAAAAGGUUAAAAGAGGUGGCUGAUAAGAGGUUUGUGGAAGCUAGCGGGGUGCAUAAUAUGGCUUCAGAUCGAAUCAAUGCAACUAGUAAGCCUGAAACAAAGGAGCAACGCCUGAGAUUUGCAGAUACCAGCUCGCUGGGAUCUUAUGCAAAUAAAGAGGACAUUGUCUUCAUGUGCAAGAGGCGAGGUGGAAACGAUAAUAGAAAUAUGAUGCACAAUGAAUGGCUGCAAACAGUUCAGAUGGAGCCCGAUGCUGUCUCAAUGUCCUUUAUUCCAAUCACUUCUUUGCUUAAUGGAGUUCCAGGAAGUGGAUUCUUGAGCCACGCCAUAAAUCUGUAUCUAAGAUAUAAGCCACCGAUUACAGAGCUACAUCAGUUUCUAGAGUUUCAGCUACCAAGGCAGUGGGCUCCAGUGUUUAGUGAGCUUCCUCUUGGUCCGCAAAGGAAGCAACAAAGUUGUGCGUCUCUGCAAUUCAGUUUCUUUGGACCUAAGCUAUACGUGAAUACCACUCCGGUUGAUGUGGGCAAGAGGCCAAUCACCGGCAUGCGGCUCUACCUAGAGGGUAGAAGAAGCAACCGUUUGGCAAUUCAUUUGCAGCACCUCUCAUCUCUUCCCAAAAUAUAUCAGCUCGAAGAUGAUCCAAAUAAAAGCGUACGACAAGAGUCUCAUGAUCGUCGAUACUAUGAGAAAGUGAACUGGAAGAACUACUCUCACGUCUGCACAGCACCCGUGGAAUCAGAUGAUGAUCUCUCGGUAGUAACAGGUGCGCAGCUCCACGUAGAGAGCCACGGAUUCAAGAACGUGCUCUUCCUGCGCCUUUGUUUCUCCAAAGUAGUGGGAGCGACGAUCGUAAAGAACUCUGAGUGGGAUGAAGCGGUAGGCUUUGCUCCGAAGUCAGGGCUCAUCUCAACGCUCAUAAGCCAUCACUUCACCGCAGCGCAGAAACCACCACCACGACCUGCAGACGUGAAUAUAAACUCGGCUAUCUAUCCCGGGGGACCACCAGUGCCCGUGCAAGCUCCGAAGCUUUUGAAAUUUGUGGAUACGAGUGAGAUGACAAGAGGACCGCAAGAAUCACCAGGGUAUUGGGUUGUGUCUGGUGCAAGAUUGCUUGUGGAGAAAGGCAAAAUCUCAUUGAAGGUGAAGUAUUCACUAAUGACUGCGAUAAUGGAAGACGAAGUGAUAGAGGAAUCCUAUGAAGGUUGAGAGAGAGAGAUGAUGAUAUGGUGGUUUGUGUGUGUGUGUACAUUCUUCAGCCUUUUUUAUUGUAAUUUGUAACGUAACGGUGUGUGAUUGUGUGUGAUAGGAAUUGCAUGUCUUGUACAUUUCCUGUCUUUGGACAAUAGUGUUUUUGUUCGCAUGGCUAAUACUCCCAUCUUAAAAUCUUCUAAUACACGAUGAGUUGUCUUCAUGGAUAUACAUAUAUGGUUUCUUUCUUUAAAUUCAAGACUUUGUGAGUUAAAAGUUCA
Thlaspi arvense is the source of this 2674-nucleotide messenger RNA. NCBI's taxonomy places the organism in Eukaryota, Viridiplantae, Streptophyta, Magnoliopsida, Brassicales, Brassicaceae. The record is from the annotation of a GenBank genome assembly.